AUGACACAAACAUUGGACGGAGUAGAGCGUCAUUUAUUUACGUACGGAAUAUCCUCUGUAUAUAAUAAAUGGGUUUAUCAUGGAGAAGCAACGAACUUAGCUCGAUUUGAACAGGGUGCUACUUCAUCAAAAGGUGAUACAUUAAGUAGAGAGGUUAAUGUUGGCGACGAGGACGAUGGUAUUUUAGAUCUUUUAAAUGAUUUGCAAGGAUCAAUGAUAGUAAGGGAAGAAAAUUUUGAUGAUGGGGAUGGUUUUGAUGAUGAAUUUCCUGAAGAUGUCGAUGAAAUGGAUACUAGUAACAUUUUUGAGGAGUUGAUGAAGGAAGCACGUAACCCGUUGUAUCAUGGAUGUACCAAAUUUUCAUCGUUGAAUUUUUUGGUGAAGUUAAUGCAUAUCAAAGUUUUGAAUAAUUGGAGCAACAAAUCGUUUGAUAUGCUACUAGAAUUGUUGAAAGAUGCAUUUCCAGUCGGUACAUAUAUACCUAAAUCAUUUUACGAAGCUAAGAGAAAAUUAUGUGAUUUAGGGUUAGGAUAUGAUUCCAUCCACGCUUGUAAAUAUGACUGUGUACUAUUUCGAAAAGAAUUUGCUAAUUGUCAAAGUUGUCCAGUAUGUGGUGAAUCUCGAUAUAAAACAAAUAGUGGAAAAGGAAAGAAGAUUCCAAAUAAGGUUUUGCGUCACUUUCCAUUAAUUCCAAGGUUGAAACGAUUGUUUUUAUCAAAACAUAUUGCUUCUGAGAUGAGAUGGCAUAAGGAUAAACGAGUUGACACAGAGGAUGUUUUACGACAUCCAGUUGAUGCUGCAGGAUGGAAGCACUUUGAUAAAGAAUUUCCUCAAUUUGCUUCAGAGCCAAGAAAUGUUCGUUUAGGCUUAGCUUCAGACGGUUUUAAUCCAUUUGGGAAUAUGAGUAUUGCAUAUAGCAUGUGGCCAGUAGUGCUUAUACCAUACAAUUUGCCCCCUUGGAAGUGUAUGAAGGAAUCCAAUUUUUUCAUGUCUUUGCUUGUACCUGGACCUAAAUCUCCUGGAGAAGAGCUUGAUGUAUAUUUGCAGCCCUUAAUUGAUGAGUUGAAAGAGUUGUGGAAUAAUGGUGUGCGGACCUUUGACUGUACAGAUGAGGAGUACUUUCGAUUACAUGCAUGUUUGUUGUGGACCAUCAAUGAUUUUCCUGCAUAUGGUGACUUGUCGGGAUGGAGUACGAAAGGAUAUCAAGCAUGCCCUACUUGUAAAGAAGAUACGUCAUCGUUUGGGAUAAAAGGAAAAAUAUCUUUUAUGGGACACCGACGUUAUCUUUCUUCUGAUCAUAUUUGGCGUCGAAGUCGACAACAUGACGGUAAAUUCGAACGCAGACCUCCACCAGUUGUAAUGAAUGGAGAUGAGAUCUUACAACAAGUAAACUCCAUCAACUUUCCAGUGUUAAGUAAGCAUCCAUCCAAGACGAAUAAGAAAAGAAAGCGUACUAUUAAUUGGAAUAAGAAAAGUAUAUUCUUUGAACUUCCGUAUUGGUCUAAACUUCUUUUGAGGCAUAAAUUGGAUGUUAUGCAUAUUGAAAAAAAUGUUUGUGACAACUUGCUUGGCACUUUAUUAAAUAUUGAUGGUAAAACAAAGGACACAAUCAAUGCCCGUUUAGAUCUAAAGGACUUGAAUAUACGAAAGGAAUUACAUUUGCAAAGACAAGGAACUAAGUUGAUAAAGCCACAUCCUACGUAUACAUUAACUGGAAGCGAAAGAAUAGACUUUUGUAAGUUCUUGAAAUCAGUUAAAUUUCCUGAUGGAUUUGUCUCAAACAUAUCACGAUGUGUAAGUGUCAAUGAUGGAAAGUUAUGGGGACUUAAGACUCAUGACUCUCACAUUUUACUCCAACGACUUAUUCCUAUUGCUGUACGAGCAUACUUACAUAAGGAUGUGUGUACAACUGUAGUUGAGUUAUGUAAUUUUUUCCGUGAUCUGUGUGCGAAGACAAUACGUGUCAGCGACCUGAAUCGUCUGGAAGCCGAUAUUGUGCUCAUUCUCUGCAAACUUGAAAGAAUUUUUCCACCUGCAUUUUUUGACAUAAUGAUACAUCUUGCAGUUCAUUUACCGGCUGAGACAAAGAUUGUUGGUCCAGUAAGCUAUAGUUGGAUGUAUCCUAUAGAGAGAAGCUUGCGUACAUUAAAACAAUAUGUACGGAACAAAGCUCGUCCUGAGGGUUCCAUAGCAGAGGCAUUCAUUAUGAAUGAAUGUUUGACCUUCUGCUCAAUGUAUCUAAUAGGAAUAGAGACAAGAUUCAAUAGGAAUCCACGAAAUGAUGACUCAAUGAAUAGACAACUUGGUUGUGGGGACUUUGAUGUGUUCAAACAGAAUGUGCGACCAAUGGGGGGGUCAGUUGCGAGGACGCUAUCUGAAGAUGAGAAGAGAAUGUGUCAUUGGUAUAUUCUGAACAAUUGUUGUCAAAUAGAAUCGUAUCGCAGCACAGAACAUUUGAGCUUGAUAAACACCAGAGGAGAGGAUGUAUUAGAUUUAUUUCGAAGGCAUCAAUUAGAAUUUCCUAAUUGGUUUAGAACUCAUAUGUAUUCAUUACGUGAAAGAGGUGAAGCAUCUGAUGAUCUUUGCUCCAUCGCAUUAGGGCCUAUUAAUGAAGUUCGCACUUACAGUGGUUGCUUUGUAAAUGGAUUACGUUUUCAUUCAAUAGAGCGUGAUAAUCGUCGGACUACUCAAAAUAGUGGAAUCAUGGCAUAUGGAGAAACCAAAGCCGACGAAACGAAUUAUUAUGGUGUAUUGCAAGAGGUCUUGGACUUAGAAUAUCUUAAGUGUAGACGUGUAUGUCUUUUUAAAUGUAAUUGGUUUGACACAGAUGUCAAGAAGAAUAAAUUUCGUUGUGAUUUAGGGUUUAAAAUAAUCAAUACUUCUCGUUUUUGGUACACUGAUGACCCAUACAUAUUAGCUACUCAAGCUGUGCAAGUUUUCUACAUUGACGAUCCAAAAUUACGCAGUAAUUGGAAAAUUGUGCAAAUUGUCCAAAAUAAACAAGUAUGGGAUAUCCUAGAAUCUGAAGAAGUAGAAGAUGAUAGAUUUGAGUUGUUAGAAGCAUGUAGUUCAAUUGGGGUUGAUGAAUCCAUACAUGAUAUCCCGUUUUGUAGAGGCGACGUUGAGCCUACUGUUGUUGAUCAUAAAGAGACAGAAAAUCAAGAUCAAUCCCGAAUUGACGAUGACUUUAUAAAUGAUGAAACUGAACAACUACAAUCUUCUGAUUCAGAUGGUAAUGAAUAA
Molecule: messenger RNA, 3243 nt
Organism: Cucumis melo (muskmelon)
Lineage: Eukaryota; Viridiplantae; Streptophyta; Magnoliopsida; Cucurbitales; Cucurbitaceae
Exons: 3
Coding region: 1-3243 (1080 amino acids)
Source: RefSeq, a predicted model, not a curated record